This is a messenger RNA of Stegodyphus dumicola, 5417 nucleotides long. RefSeq names its product serine/threonine-protein kinase Smg1 (gene nonC). Gene Ontology annotation, cellular component: nucleus. Gene Ontology annotation, molecular function: protein binding; protein serine/threonine kinase activity. Gene Ontology annotation, biological process: nuclear-transcribed mRNA catabolic process, nonsense-mediated decay; phosphorylation. NCBI's taxonomy places the organism in Eukaryota, Metazoa, Arthropoda, Arachnida, Araneae, Eresidae. The record is from RefSeq and is a predicted model, not a curated record.
CUCAUUUGCAGAAGAAACCAAGGGCGCUGUAUUACGAUAUCUUUCAGAAUCUGGAGAGCCAAGUCAUCUUGCUUUUCUUUGUGUGUUAGGAGAAGCCUUGUGCACUGUUAGGAAGACACUAUUUAUGAUGGAAACUGCUGCUGGAGCUUCAGGUGAUAGACUGGUUGAUUUGACGUCAUGGAAUGGUGACUGGUUCUUGGAUGAGAUUUACAGCACAUGUGCAAAUAUAGCUCAAUAUGUGCAGCUUUUGUUAGAUAGUCAUGUGGUUGAAAAUGUGGAACUUAAAGCUGGUUUGCAAGGAGUAAAACUUGCUCAUUUUGUUUUUAAUGCUUUAGAAGAUCUGAGCUUACAUUUUCAAAAUAUCAUAUUACCUGAGGCAAUACGGACAGCACUUGAUCCUUCGGUAAUAGAAAUGGUAGCAAAAUUGGAUAGAAUUAUUGCGCGUUGUGGUGUACCUUUGGAGAAGCUGAUAGCUGACUUGGAAUCCAAUAUUACUAAUCUUAUUUUAAAAGCUCAGGUUGGUGAAAGUAGGGUUUUAGAUACUGUGAAGAAACUUAGAAAUGAAUUUGAAUCAUUAAUGCAGAGAGCAGAACCCCAAAUAUCAGGUUUAAAUCAAGGUCAGAUGUUACUGAUGGGUUUUAAUGGCCUGUUCACUAAAGUUGACUCUGAUUUAGAAAUACUUAUAUCAUUUCUUGAUAAUUUGGGAAUUCCAACAAGUUGGCAGAAAUUAGAUGUAUAUCGUGAUACUGUAGCUCUUGCUCCUGCUAUACAUCAUCCUGCAGCACGUCCGAUACUGAAAGAUAUCUACUUUGUUCGAAAAUUAUCUGCUAUGCAACAAUCAUUUCACAUAUGCCACAAUUUUGCUGCAUCAUUGCAAAUCAACCCAAGGGCUGGAAUCAUGGAAAGGGAGGUUCAUUUAGUGACUGAUCACCAGCUUGUUAAACCUGUCAAGCAGUUCACUGCUGAUUAUGUGCGUCAUAUGGUUCUAGGUUUACCUUCUCAAGCUGUUGGUUUUGCCUUAUGCCAGUUGGUUACACAUCUGGGUUAUGAUCUUACAGCUGAAAUAGAACUGCGGGACAUAGGAGUAGAAAGUAAAGUGCCGAUAGAAGAAAUAUUAUUAAAAGCUUAUAAAUCUUGCAUUGCAGAACAUUUCUUAGAAGCUCAGUUACCAUCUUUAAGCACUCUGUUAAGUGCUUUUGAUGCUGCAUGGCGUAAAGAAGACCUGGGAAGACGCUUAGAGCAAUAUUUAGUUGUUGCAAGAGGCUGCCAACAAAGAGCUCAACUUCAGCUUACCCAAUUUCAGUGGUUAAAUGAAGAUCUUUUACUUCAGGCAAAUAUUGGACCGCUUCAGGGUUCAUCUGUAACAUCUAGACCCACACUGAUGUCUGAAAUACGAAAGACUGUUAGUGCUCUGGUGACAUAUGAUUGUGUCGUCUCUUCUGCUCAAGAUCGUUAUCUUGCACUUACUGCUGGGAUUGAGCAAAGACUCAAAUGGGCUGCAGGAGCUAAUCCUUCUUUAACUGCAGUACAAGAAGAAUUUGAAGUUGCUAUUUCUGCUAAAACUGCAAUUAUAACUAAUACAAAUCAGCUGUCUCGAGAGUUGGCGAAUGUAUGCAAUUCUAUUUUACAUUUUGAAGCUCUAAGAACACGGACAAGUGAAGCAGUUUCUUCAGAUAACACUUUUUUAGCUCUCAUAAACAGAUGUAAAGAAACUUGUGAAUUAGCGGAAAGCUGCCAAAGUCAAAUAAAUACUCUUGAAGAACAUCUUAUUUCAUUAAUGCCAUUGGAAAAAGAUGGAGUUACAACUGAGUGGCUGACGUCUGUAAUUAAAAAAGUAUCAUUGUCUUUAAGCUCUUGCAGAGAAAAACUGGAGCACCAAAAGUCUCUCACUUGUAUUUGUUGGGAAUCCUUACAUCAAGAAGUUGUUCAUGUUCAUGAUUUAUUCUCAGUGCAUCACAAGUUAAUGUCUGAAGUGAGACAUAUCCUUAGGAAUCUAGCCAAACAUGAAGAACAAGAACUUGGUGUUGAUUUUAAAUGUGAGGGAAGAGUGCAUCGUUACAUGGCAUUUUAUAAAGAAUUUUCUGAACGUACUUCAUCUAUUGUGAGCAAACUUCUUGCAGAAUCUCAAGAUAUGGAUCUGAGUAGCUUAGUGGCUGUUGAAGAGGAAAUACCAGCACUUUGUGUUAGUGCUGCAGAAAUAUACAAUCAACUUAUAGAUUUAGCUGGCCCUUUAGGAAACAGACAACGAGGACUUACAGAAAGUGAGAGUUCUAAACAAAAAAAUCAGAUGAAGAAAAGUUUGCUAUCACCUAUGUGUGAGGUGGUUUGUUUACAUUCUCCAGGUAUGCGCCCGAAAACUCCCGUGAGAAGUGGCACCCCCAAGAAGUCAGCAGUAAUGCGAGAUCCUCAUACUGGAAAAGCUGUUCAAGAGCGCAACACAUAUGCAACUAAUGUGUGGAAACGCAUAAAAAUGAAAUUAGAUGGAAGAGAUCCUGAACCAAAUAAAAAGUCCAGCAUUUCUGAACAGGUUGACUUCGUCAUUAAGGAGGCUACCGACCUGGAAAAUCUAGCAGUUCUGUAUGAAGGCUGGACCCCAUGGGUGUGAUUUAACUAUCCAGUACCUCCUGUGCGAGGUCCAGUUUCAUCUCUAUGCAAGCAAGGGUCAAAUUACUUGACCCACUCAUACCAGUGUGGACGAGAAGGCGUGCUUGUUAUUGUCAUUGUCUCGCCAACACUCGUCCAUCAUCCAACGCAGAGCUUGCCCCAAUCACUACAAAAGCGUCGCUCCAUGACCACUAAUUGCAGGCAAGACAUCCUCUAGCAUCCGAAUGACACAGGAGAUGUACCGGUUGCUACAUUACUUCAGAGCAGAUAUUGUGAGAAUUACGUUUACAACUAUCUUAAACAAAUGACUGUUUAAAGGGUGCAUUCUAGUCUUUUCUUUCUCCUCUUUUUGAACAUUUUAGCAGUUUAUCAUUAUAUUGUUAAUGGGAUUAAAGGGCAUUGUUUAAUUACAUUAUAGGAUUGCAAUCUGUAUAUUCUGCUCAGAAGCUUUUAUCAUCUCAAUUUUGAAUUUUGUGCAUUAAAUAUAUUUUUACAUGCUUUUCAUUUUAAUAGAUAACUAUAAAUUCAUUUCUGGCUUAAUUUAUUAAGUAAGCAUCUGAAUUAAUUCCCCCCCCCAAUAAAAGUUCUAAUUUUGAGGUUAUUGCUUGCCUAUUUUUAUAGAUUUGUUUAAAUUUUGUUUUGGUGCUAAUGCGGUUUUAUGUAUUUUUCUAUGAAUACAAAAAGAUGGAAGAUUAAAAAUAUUGUUAGAUGUGAUUUAUGAAAAUAGCUAAUGUGUUGUAAUGGAAUUUACUUCAUACAUGUUCAAUAUAUAUAAAAAGCGUAAUUUUUUUAACAAGGCAUAUCACUAUACUAAUUUGUCUAAUACAUGGAGAGAAAUGUAGAAAUUAUUAAAUAUGAGCGUAUUUGUUUAUUGAAUUUCUGAAUAUAUUGUGCAGAUUUUCUUUUUAUCUAUAAAACAAAAAAGAAUCCAAAGGUUGGAAGGUGUCAGAGCAUCUAAAAAAUAGAUCUCUGAUUGCAAUUCUGUGCUGUUUGGAAACUGUUAAACAUCUAUAUUUAAAAAUAAUUUUGUAUUGAUCUGCAUUUUCAUUACCUCAAGACUAUUUGCAAUUUUUACAUCAUCUUAUAACAAAUUUUAAAAAUUUAUUUUAGUAACUAAAUGCAUCUGCAUUUUGAGAAAAGUAAUCUUAAAAUUCCAGUAUCAUAUCAAAACUAGUAGUUAAUUUAAUAGCAUCUAAAAACAUUAUUGCAUUUUCUGAAAAGUGCCACUCUGGCAAUGCAGUAACAUGGAUUAAAACCAGUACAGUUUUUCAUAAAUCUAAUUAAAUCUGUGAAGGUGUAUUCUAAAUUUUUGUCUUUAAUAAUAAUAAAAAAAUCCUCAUAAAAUUUAUACAUAUUUUAAUGUGCAAAAUAAUCAUAGUAUAAAUAAAAACUAUACAUUUUAUUUCUAGUGAAAAGGAACAGCUUGAAAGGGCAUUAGUUGAUGAAUUGUUUAGUGUAUAGCUUUAUGUAAAGGCUUUAAUAAAUUCCAUUAUUUUACUAUAAAAGGAAAUCAGCACUCAAAUAUAUUCAAUAUAUUUACACAAUGGGAUAGAAACAUGCACCUUCAUGUAUAAUUUUUAGUUCAAAUCUUGGUAAAAGGAUAAAGUUUUUUUCAGAUGUUAAUUUAAAAAAGGAAAUUAAAAUGUUUUGCUUGUGUUCUUUAUUUAUCCAGUACUCAAUCAAAAGUAUAUUUCAGUAAUCUGAAACAAGUUAUGUAACACUUUAAUGAAAUUAUAUUAGCAUUCUAUUAAAAACUGUUUUAAAGAGCAGUAUUUAUUGUGAGUAUUUGAACAUCAAGUAAGACAAGACAUAAAAUGUUUUGAAACUUUAUACUAUAAGACCUCAGUUAUCUGAAUUAACUUAAAAAAGAAUACCAUUUGAUAUAAUCAUAGGACUGAAAAACUACAUAUAUUUCUCAACAAAUAAAUAAAUUACACCGAUUAAAAUUUUUACUCCUUAAAGUAAUUCUAACAUUUUUCCGACAGAGGAAUAUAUUUCUGACUAAAAAGAAGGCCUUUACUAUUUCAGUUUCAUAUGCGUAUUUUAUUAAAUAUAAUUUAAAUUUUCAAACUAGCUGAUAUCAAAAAUUUAUAAAAUUAGACAACUGAACUCCUGUGGUAUUUUUAAUUUAUGCAUUAUUAUCAGAAUACAAAUUUGGUAUUUAAUUCAUCUUUUAUUGCUUGUUUUAGUGAUAUUAUUCAAUGACUAUAUGCCUAGUUUUAGUUUCUGUCACCCUUUUUAUUCUCACAUGUAAUUUUGCGCAGUUGUCCAAAGCUGCUUUUUAUGAAAUAAGAAUUAUACUGUGCUGUGUGCCACAAAUACAAAAUAAUGUGAAAGUUAAACUGUUCCAGUUGAUUGAAAGGACAUUUGACUCUUCACAUGACUUUUUGGUUACAUUGUACCAUUCAUAUUUAAGAUUAAAAAGUAAAUUUUUUAAAAAGUGGUUUAUCUCUUCAUAUGUUUCUUGACUGUUCACAUAACAUUUAUUUAUCCUGAUAUGUUUUUCCUUAAAAUAUUUUAGAAUUAUCAUUUUAAAUUAGUGUGUUUUAUAUUUCUGCCCUUUUGUGUGUUUAAAAUGUUUUUCUUCGUGUUUUGAUUCAUAUGGCUAAUUGGUUUCAAGAAUGAUAAGCCAUGAUUUCAGCACUUAUGUAUUUGUACGUAUUGUGGAGUUUUGUUGGAUGUGAAGUUGUAAUUACUGUUAAUGGAUGCAUAUCUACCAUUCAUAGUAAUUACUUGUAGUUGGUGUACUAUUGAAUCAUACUGGAUUGUUCUCCAUGAAAGAUAUGUUUGGAAAAUAAAAAUUUCAUCCCUAA